AUGAGCCGGAAGUUCCUCUUUGCCUUCUAUGUUAUUUUACAUGCAGAAAGUUUGUUAGGGAAAGCUGUCAAUGACAAACCUCUACGACUAAAGCACCUCACCAAAUGCACUUACGAUUACGAAGUGACAGUUUACACCGCUCGAGGAGACAAGUCCACCCAUAGCGAAGGGUACCAAGUUCACGCUUUGGUAAGUGUAGAUUCAUUUUCAUUGAAAGCGAGUGAUCUUCCCAAAAUAUGUUCUCUGAUCCCCCUUUCAUGUACUACCAGUGUUACAAAAUGUUCAAAUUAUCUUCACUCUCCAUGUUGGUCAUAUGUCACAUCUCCGCUCAGUAUAUUUGAUGUGGAUAGUUCAAAUCCAAUAGUUAUGCUACGCUGUGUGAAGGAGCAAAGUAUUUUUCAUCCUCGUAGUUUUAUUUAAUACCAAAAAAUAUCUGAAAAGAUCUUUUCCUUGCGCUUCCAUAGUAACAUUGCUAAGUUGUCCUAUUAUGGAGUAAUGUUACCUCAUUUCUAGACCACCAAAGCUCUGUGUGGACUUGGGUGUCGUAAAGUAUGUAUAUGUUUACGCAAGUUAAUGUCGAGUCAAUCGUGUUAAAGUCUUAUUUCACUCGGGAAUGUAAUUAUAUAGAAAGUGGUCUGUUAAAGAAAUGUGUGAAAAUUCCCCUUUUUGCGUCAAAGAACGAUCGAUAGGAUUGACUUCCAAUAAUUUCCUUUGAUUUUCCUAACCACCCAUAAGAAACGAAGAAUUCGAAAGGCUAGAGACAAGUAAAAUGCUUUUGCAUGCCGAUCUGAAAAUCUUAAGAUGUGCAUCCCAGGUUUUACCUUUUGCACGGAAAAGCGGAAUUCCAACUCAUUGUGUUUAACUUUCCACUAUGAUAUAUUUAUGGUUCGUAGAGUGUCAGCGCCAAAUUAAAAAAAAAAGGUGAAUUGACUUUUAGGUCGAUGUAUUCCAGCACGUACCUAAACACACUCUCAAAGUCGAUCGAUGAACUGGACUAUACCUCCUAUUUAACUUGCCGAAUUUUUGCAAACUUCGAUCUUGAUCCAGAGAGCAAGUGGCAGAAUAAUCUGGAGUUUAGGAAUUGCAUAUCACACUUCAUUCAUGCUAAGAGAUGCCGACCUUCUAAGAGAUGCCGACAAUUGUCUUAGAACUUUCCUCUUCGAAAGAGCAGAACAAGGGAUAAAACACUAACUUAGACUUACAGGAAUCAAAUAUUUGUGGACAAAGUCUCUUUUUGAGGAUCUGAAAGUGCCUUUUGAAUAUAUGCAAAUUAUAUUUGAAAAAAAUUCUCGGAAAAGAACGCGAGAAGCAUACUAGUUUAGUUUGCCGCGGAUUUUGGUUACGCACUCUCGCGUGAAUUCCAAAGAACUCACUUGAAGCAAUUGAAACGAAAUCUAUUUUAAGCAAAUUUCUAUCCUUCUCGCAACAUGCACUGCGUAAUUGGCAAGAAAAAUAAACACAUGUUUCAAUGACGCAUUGCAGUUAGAAGCCUGCUUUGUAUCUCAUACUUUAGAAAAAUGAAUAAUCUUAGAAAAAUUUCAUUGAGAAAAAGGGUUUUUACGUAUGUAUAGCGAUGUAGAUCUUUGAAAGUUAUGGUGUAUCCGGCUUUGAUCACAUAUGCUUUUGAGUUGUAUUUUGUGGUUGGGUCUUACAGCCUCCAUUUUUUCUAACCUGAUUAUUUCUAAUACUCAUUUAAGACGAAUGCUAAUAUAUAGAUUUAGCCAAGCCUAAAAGCGGAGCUCUUGUUAGUUAAUUUUCUAGCCCCUCAUUAUAAUAAAAAACUGUAAUAAAACUCUUGAGCACUGGCUGUAGAAGAGUUUCUUCAAGGGGAUUAAAGAGACCAGUCCGGGGGGUGGUUAGGGAAGGGAAGAAUUGAGAGGUCUGGAACCUGGGGACGACGUUCUCACAACUUGCGAUAAAACGCAUGCUAAUCAGCGGUAUCUUCAAGCAACUGAGGACCUCGUUGUUCCUAAUGUUUUGAGCAAAUUUUCGAAGAUAGAGAAUUCUUUCUUCUUCUUCAGAGGAAACGAUGUCAGUAUCAGUUGAAAUUAUAUUCUGUUGAGCGUGACUGAUAAUUUUGGUUCGGGGAAAUGAGCCAAAAUUCAAAGAAGAGACGACGGUAAACUACUUCGAGUUUAGACAUACCAGCCGAUUAAAGAGUAUUCACGUGAUAACAGUGAAUUAGUAAAUCAUGACGCCAGAAUCGUAUGGGCCUCUCUCAUAUAUUCUCUUGAAGUUGCCAGGUAUGACUGCUUGUCCCACCAUUUUUCCCCUAGCGUUUCAAACCCCUCUGUUUCGCGUAAAAAUUAAAAAGUAAAGUCAUUUUCAACUCGUGUUUGAAACUGUAAUUUCUUAAAACUUUUCCUCUUUUGGCUAUUGCUUUAUGACUGUCCUCUGGCUGGAAAUACACGGCUUCUUUUUGAGAUUCUUUCUGUUAUUUGAUUCGGUAACCUCUGCGGUAACUACUUAUAAUGUAGGUUUCUUUAAGCCAACUGCCCACGAUCUUAGCAACUCUAGCUAAUGAAGUACGAAAUUUGUCUAACAUAUUUCUUACGUUGCAAAAGUUUGCUUUAAAAGAAGACAAGCUAGAGCUAAAAUGUCAUGAUUAAAACUUGAUGACGAAGAGAGACUUAGGAUUUGAUCAUGAGACAUUAGUGGAAAAUUUGAGGUAAUACCUGGAUUUCAUUUCUACAUCACAGCAAUCAAUUUGAGUUGAUGUUGUUAUUGGUUGUAUUAAAUGGGUUGAAAAAUUGUUGAUGGUAUUUUCUCAUGUUUGCAAAUAGUUGAAUUUACUGGAAGGUAGUGUUAUUGCAUCAUGUUAACAUGAAACACAACAAUAAAUUUUACGGACAUGUAAAAAGGUUUCAUUUGACUAUCUACUGGCAAGUCGUUGUAUCAUAUUUCAACCCAACCAUUUUCCACAAUUUGUAAACACCAUUACAAAAUAAUUAGUCAGGGAAACAUACACCAUGUUUGAAAUUUCAUGUCCAUAGUAAGCAAACAGGAUUGAGGAGGGUUUAUGAGGAAAUAAGCUCUCUUGUCUGUAUUGUUUAUUUGCUAAUCGCUCCUGUUGCCAAUGUUUUGAUGAGGUUGGGCUGUCAAGGUAAAGUAACUGAGGAUUUUAGUAGGCAGUGACUUUUUUCAAACCUGGAAACUAUCAUUGUGAUAGCCAUACCUGUGCCUAUAGUAGCUCAUUCUUAUUGUGUUAAACUAGUUUUAAGAAGGUUACAAUCUUUUAUUACAAAUAUUUGAUGCAUAGGCUGUGCACAAAUAUUUAAUUUAACUAUACUUUUGUAGCCAAUUCCAAACCCUACACAUGAUGAAAUGUCAGUAAAAUCAGUGGAAAAAUGUACCAAAAAUUUGCAAGAUUUGAUGGAACUAUUUUAAUUCCAUGAAUAUUAACUGAUACUAGGAGAUACCAUAUUAGAAUAUUCAAAAGAAUGUAAAUUUCUUUGAAAAAUUAGAACCCAGCAUAGGCCAAAUAAACAAUCUUGAUUCUUAGUAAAAGAAAUGAGUACCAAUGAAAAAAGGUAAGCAACCUUUUUACCAGUUUUAUAUGUUGAAACACAAGCCUGCCAUGACUUCAAAAUUUUGAUGUACACUUCAAAAGGAGAAGAAAUAAAUUUCAAGUUUCUAUUUAUUCAGUUUAGGUUUGUCCGGUAAAAUUGAGUCAAACAAAGAAAUUUUCACAACUAAUUUAUUAGGUUAGCCUACUUAGAACAAUCAACUUGAUAUACAAAUAAGACUAAGUAUGUACUGAUGAUGCGCAAAAGAACUAUCUUUGGUAAGAAGGCAGGCUUUCCUUUAUUCAUUUAAAAAAAUACCAAGGUUAUCAUCUUUCCACAAGCUCAGUGGAGAGUGAGAGUGAGACAGACUGAUAGUGACUAUGUUAUUUGAGUAAAAUAUCCAGAGAAGGAUAAAAGGCAAGAUAUGUUCGGCACAACUUUCUUAUUUUAAUUUUAUAACCUGUUAAGCUACAUUUAAGUCAUUUAUAUUCUUGCUUUAUGCAUUAUGUGGAUGCCAAUUAAUUUCACUUCCAUGCAGGUCAAAAUAAACAUAUGAAUUAAAAUAGCAGAGCCCACUUUAGUUUCAGUCCUAAUUAAAGGGGGAUCUUUGCUUUUCCAAUUUCCAACCCUUUAAAACUCACAUAUCUUGAGACCAAUUACUUAUAUCAAUGUUUAGUUUGGGUAUGAGUAUUGGUAAGAAACACCAUGCAUUAAUGAAAGCUUGAGCAAGAGUAUUUAAUGCAACUCAAAUGAUAAUAUUACAUGUUAAGAUGUGGCAACUUACACAGCAAAAUUAUAAAUCAAUCAAUAAUAAAUAAAUAAAUAAAUCACACAAUUCCAAACAAAGAAGUCAUAUACUUGACUAACCUGCUUCAAGUUUUGAGGGCUCGAGGAACAAAGAAAUAGAUAUGGCAAACAGUUACAAUUAAUAAAAUGUUGAAAGUUUAAAAGCUAAGAGAUAUACAUUACAAUCAUUAAAUCCUAUGCAUUUUAGCAAAAAAGGGUCAGUUACCACUAUAACUUCUCCUAAACAUUAGUACUUACAGGAAAUCAUUAAUUUUUGUCACUAGGUGGUACUGUACUUACAAUAGUUCUACUGACACAAAUGCAUUUUUCUAAAGUUAUCUCAUAGCUUAAGAUUGUGCAGGUCAUGUGGAUGGUUCCUGUUUGGGAACUAACAUUUCAACUACCUCAGCAAACUGUAAUCAUCAGAAUUACAGGCCAAUGUGUAUUUACCAAGUGCUCAAGUUUCAAAAGUAGUGAGCUAAUUGUUACAGUCAAGUUCACUCCCUUUUGAGGCCAUCUUCCACUUGAUCAUCCUGUUAAAUGUGAAAACAUCAAAUGUUACUCACAUAUUCAAAUACUUGCUUGAAUCAAAGUUAUAAUUUUUUUUAGUAACCUGCAUCCCUUAACCCUUUAAUCCCUGAUAGUGAUUAGCAUCUAACUUCCCUUUUCAAUAACACCCCUGAAUCAAACAUUAAGGUUAUGAGAAUAAAGGCAAUGAUAAUAAACUGAAGAACCUCUUGAUUGUCAAAAAAAUUCUCCCUGCCAGCAAGUAAAGAAAUUUAUUGAGAACAGUAUGGAAAAUAUGCAUACUGAUGUUAGGUUGUAAAGGGUUAAUAGUGCUCCAAAAAUAGUAAAUAGUAUUUGAGAGAAAGAGAGAAAGUUCUUAAACCAUUCUAUGUUAAAUGAAAUUGUCAUAAAUGUUAGUUGCAACAGCAAUGAAAACAUCUGUGAAGCUACAAUAACAAUUACCUUCCCAUGUAUACAAACCAUAAUAAAGCAUGAUAUGGAUAAAUUUAAUCUCACCCAGUUUGAAUUUAGAAUCCAAAAUCUAAUAAACUUACUUGUGAAUAGGAAAAAGCUCAAUGUGUCUUUAAUGCUUCUGUCAUUCUAAAUAUCACAAAUCAAUCAUGCCACCACCUCAGUGUAAUUUUUUUUAAGAUGAGUUAUUUUUCUCAUGGUCAUCUAUUUUUAGUAUCUAUCUUUUACCAGCCCAGGUAAAAAUAUAAGGUGGGAUCCCACCUGGGAUUAUGGAACAUCCUGCAUGGGAUCACACAUGGGAUCCUGGCAGUUGAAGUUGGGAUCCUGCCUUAAAUUCCUAAUAGCAUCCCACCCGGGAAAGCACAUCCCAGAUGGGAUUAACCAUAGAAUCCCACCAAUCCCUCUUGGGAUCCUGCCUCAAACUUAAGAUAGUUUCCGACCUGGGAAAUCAUAUCCUAGGUGGAAUCGCACCUGGGAUCCUGCCAAUCCCAGUUUAGACCCUGCAUAAAAUUUCAGAUGGCUUCUCACUUUACGAAAAAUCCUUAGAGGGAUCCUGUCUAACACUGGAGACCACAGAUUUAUGAAAUGUACCAGAUGGGAUAUCUUAUCAAUCCCUUUUAUAACCUAAUCCUUCAAAUUAAGAGGAUAAAAUUUCUCUAGGUGAGCUAUAGACCCCAUCAAUCCACUGAGGGUCCAAAACUUUCCAACUACCUAUAGAAAACAUUGACACCUCCAAUGGGAUCCCAUUAUCUUAGCCAAGCUGUUGAUCAUAAAUUAUUCAAACAGUACAUGAAUACACAGACUAUAUGAGAUAAAGAUCUCAUAAUUUAUUUGCAAUGAACCAGCAUGUGUUUGACGUUGUUUCAUUAACAAAUUUAUUAACUGAACAGUUUUAAAGAAUAACAGCACAGCUCAGCAUAUUCCUUUUUCUUCAUUUAUUUAUGUAGUCCACAGUGUAAUAUGGCUCAACAUUUAAAGGAAUUGGCUGUUGUAUAUCAAAGAAUAGAAGAAAGAAAAAACCUCAAUAAUUCAUGUUAUCAAAAAUUUGACAAAGAAGGUAGUGAUUUAAAUUCUGCUCCCUCUUUAGUCGAAUUUUUCAAAGCAAAGCAAGGUCAGAAUGUUCCCAAACGUCUUUACAUUGCUUUGAAAUGGUAUAGAUUAGUAAGCUGAAACGAAAAAUUAAUCAGGGAAGUUUACGAAAAAUCCAGCAAACAAGCUUAAAAAAGGCUUUUAUUUAGACUUCAUACUUCAACGAACUUCACAAAUCUUACUUGUUUAUCUUCUAAGUAAACGAUGGCAGGUUAAUUCCCGAAGCGCUUUCUGAGUUUCCCGAUCCCUCUCCUACUGCUUUCACGCUUUACAAAACAGGAAAAAAUCAAAAGGAGGAAGAUACAGCUGUUUUGAAACGCCAUUUGACGAGGGUAAAUCUGCUUUUUGUCCGACACUUUACAUAUCAAAACAAAGGAAAUUUGUUCCUCUUUUUGAUUCUGGCGGUACAGUUUUAAUUUGCGCCUGCGUAAAAGAGAUAUCGCCCGAGACCCUUCGCUCGGUCGUGUUUUGGUCAAAAACGCCUUGUUAAUUUCACGCAACCGCUCGGAGAAAAGGUAAAAAUGACGAGGGAGAAACUUUACCUUCAAGUUAGAAAAUUAGCAAAAUAGAAAGCCACAAUAUUAUAGUUUAAUAUUUCAGAGGUACAUUGAGCGCUUUUUCCGUAGAGAAUCCGCACGAUGGUAAAACAUUCGAAAAUUACACUCGACAUAUCAAACUCUUUCCCCAGUGCGACGAACAUUUGUUUUUCUCGGUUCCAGGUGUACGCAACCACUAACCCUACGUAAUACGCAUGCUCUCCGUUACGAAUUUUCAAAAUGGCGGACAAGCCAAAGAAUGAAAAAAACAAAGCGAUUUUGCAAUGAAUACUCAACAUAAACCCUCGUUAGAAAGGCGAAUCCACGGAGGAAAGAUACAAAACUGUAUGAUACUGAGAUCGAUAUGAUAUUAAAUCGACACCGAAAGCCCGUUUCCAACUUGCUAAGAAGCGCAUUUAAUUGCCUUCCGCCACGAUCACUAGCUUUCUUGACAGCUUUCUGAAGACAGAAUACUUUCUUUCUGAAGACUUAUAAUGUGCGGCUAUUGAUUAUUACACCUCGUAUACCUGAUUGCUCAAACACUUUGUUUACGAUUGUUGAAAGGACCGACUCAUGGUUCUCCAUCUUCGUCUUUACACUGCUUUGAAAUAGUAUAGAUUAGUAAGCUGAAACGAAAAACUAAUCAGGGAUGUUUACGAAAAAUCCAGCAAACAAGCUUAAAAAAGGCAUUUAUUUAGACUUCGUACCUCAACGAACUUCACAAAUCUCACUUGUUUAUCUUGUAAGUAAACGAUGGCAGACUAAUUCCCGAAGCGCUUUCUGAGUUUCCCGAUCCCUCUACUGCUUUCACGCUUACAAAACAGGAAAAAAUCAAAAGGAGGAAGAUACAGCUGUUUUGAAACGCCAUUUGACGAGGGUAAAUCUGCUUUUUGUUCGACACUUUACAUAUCAAAACAAAGAAAAUUUGUUCCUCUUUUUGAUUCUGGCGGUACAUUUUUAAUUUGCGCCUGCGUAAAAGAGAUAUCGCCCGAGACCCUUCGCUAGGUCGCGUUUUGAUCAAAAACGCCUUGUUAAUUUCACCCAACCGCUCGGAGAAAAGGUAAAAAUGACGAGGGAGAAACUUUACCUUCAAGUUAGAAAAUUAGCGAAAUAGAAAGCCACAAUAUUAUAGUUUAAUAUUUCAGAGGUACAUUGAGUGCUUUUCCGUAGAGAAUCCGCACAAUGGUAAAACAUUCGAAAAUUACACUCGAUUUGAGUGGGGUGUUGAAGUGGGCGUGGUCACUACAUUCAUUUUAAGACUAUUUGUACCCCAUGAGUUUGAUAUGUUGAGUGGGGUCUUGAAGUGGGCGUGGUCACUACAUUCAUGUUAAGACUAUUUGUACCCCAUGAGUUUGAUAUGUCCCAACUAGGAUCCCGGGUAGAAUGCAUAAGUCCUGCCUAAACUCCCGGGUGGGAUGCAGAAAUCCCUCCUAAGAUCCUGGGUGGGAUGCAGGAAUCCUGCAUUAAAUGCGGGAUCCCAGGUGGGAUCAAAUUUUCAACCCAGGUGGGAAAGGUGGGAUCCCACCACCUAAUUAAGGAUUGCCAGGAUCCCGCUUAUAUCCCACCUGACAUUUUACCUGGAUCUGAGAAGAAUCAAGUCCACACUGGUGAUUUGACACAUUGUAAGCAAACCCUACAACUGAAUAAAUUUUAUUUGAUCAAAAGCAUGAAGAGCAAUAGAAGAAAUUGGCUAGCACAAUUCAAGUUUCCCUUCUUAAGUAUCCUGUGAUCGUUUCUUCUACCAAAGGGAAAUGUUUAUAGUUUCCCUCAUUUCAUUGUCUUCUGUUCAUCUGUUUGCUUUCCUUGCGAUCUUAACUAUUUGUAGAUAGAAAUAAGAGAGAUGAAUUGAAAAAUAUCAAUUAAGGGAUCACUAAUUGAUGCGGUACCAAAUUCUCCAAGCAAAUAUAAUAAUAAUUCUUUGGCAGACAGUGAGGAGAAUUACCCGUGAGAUCUUGAGAGUUAAAGGGUUGAAACAUAAAAUUUUAUUAUUUGUAGGCAGGUUAAGGAGGAAAUUAAAGGAAUGGAUAUAUGUUACAUAAAAAGAAAACCCUUACAAUAAAAAUAAAGCAGAAGCAUAUUACCUACGUGUCUUUGCUUCUGAAGAAAGCUAUAAUAAGUAUUUUACAGCAAUUAGCUACAUAAUUAUGUAAACGGGGUGCGAUGUGCAGUCAUAAAAGCAAUUAUUUUAUUCUAAAAUUCCUCCUUCAAGGGUGCCUUGUGUAUCAAAUAUAUCAAGUUCAGUACCCCCAGAGUCAUAAGCCGGGCUAUUGGGCUACAAAGUAAUAAAAUAAUCAACGCGAUAUGGCAGGACAAUUUAUCGAGAGUCAAUUAAAUAUAAUUUCCUACAAUCUUAUGGAAAGGUUAAAAUGUUCUUCACUUGUGCUACAUACACGGAUUUAUCGUUCUUAAGUGCCUCGCUAAGAGCGGUCCUCUUGACUUCCCGUCGGAAAAAAGUUUUGUUUUAUUUUUUGCCCAUGAAAAGGGUUUAGGACGCAUGUUUCAAAAACAGUUAAGUUGUUCUCCAAUUCUCUUUUUUUGCGUCUCCACAAGUCAAAAAUGAGUUUUGGCCAGACCACAAAAGUGGACAGCGAUAGAAAGUGUAAAUUUCAAAGAUUUUGUCCAGCGCAGCGAUUGCAAAAAUGUAGCUCACGGAAUUCUAUCUUGCUACAAGUUACAAGAUGUGUUCAGUUAGUUCAUAGACAAAGUAUGAAAACUUAAGCUGAAAUAUUUUUCAUACCAGCGUGAUCAGAGGAGACCCUCUUCCUUCUUCGAUAUUUAAUUUGCAUAUUGUACGAAAGAAAAAUGCAGGCGUAAUCAGGGGCUAUUUGUACCGGUAACGAGGGAAUUAACCAUCAUGGAGUUAUGACGCAGGCGUUAAUCGGGCUGAAAAAGCAUAUCAGUGCAUAGUUCAUACACCAAUGAGGUCUCGGAUUGCCUCAAACCCGCGGGUAUAUCUCUAGCUUCCAUCCACCAACUUCUUAUAAACAACGCAAAUCCAUGUGGUUGCUCAAUUGCGUACGUGUCAAAGAUCAUUUGCAUGAUUCUGAAAAUUGACCAAGAUCUCCUUUUGACCGUUCAAACUUCGUUCUUUUAUCUUCCACGUUGAGGACUCUAGGUUUUCAUAGCAACUGAAUGGAGAUUAGAUGCCGAGUUGUCCUAAAACGUUGCGUAAUCGUGUCAAAACGUGAUCUGUCGCAACGCUUGCGCGCUUGCGCGCUUGCGUGACUUAUAUAGUAGACAAAGGUGAUCGGAAGACGCCUUCUCGAUAAUUUACGUUGAAAUAUCAGGUCAUGAAUUACGCACAGUGUAGAGAAGAGCAAAAUUAAAGAACAAAAUUUGGCACUCUGGUCAUAACAGAGAUAUCGCGUUGCUUAAAAAGGACACAAAAACAACUUAAAAUAAGUGACUGUUUUUAUUUACAAAACAACACGCACACACUCUGAAACAAUUCUUGCAAUUUCUCCCGAGAUUUAGUUUACGGAACCCGAUGAAAUAGCCCUCCUUUCUGCAAAUUUGUUUCUAUCGUUAAUGAUGUUACGCUCUAAUGGACCACAGCGGUUUUGACCGACAAACUCGACAUUUCCCUGCGACCAUCAAAAUCAAUUGGACAAACCCAGCUUGAUGUAUUGCGUGACGCGAUUGUGCAAACUUUUCUCUUUGUCAUGCGACCUGUUUCGCGGGUUUUACAAGUUGGAACCAAAAUUAGUAAAUGUAACGAAUUAGAAUCGAAAGUUAUUAAAUUAGACUAAAGAAUUUUACAUUUUAAUGAGAAUUUUAACUUUUAAAAAUGUUUACUUGAGUCAUGGAAAGCAAAGAUCGGAGUAGCUUUGGGUAUUUCAGCCAUCAUUUGGAAAAAAUAAAACAGUUAUUAGUAUGUUUUAAACAUCAGAACACCUGAGAAGACACUGGAAAUAUUGUAAAAGUAUUUUUUAGUACCCAGAGCAAAAAGAAGAAUGUGAGCAGGGAUAGGAGACUGAGUUUACAACGCCAUUUGUCGUAAAAGCUGUCACCAGCUUGUUAUUGAACUCAUUAAAAUUUACGCGGAAGGCUUUAACUUUCUUUUGUCGCGAAACUCGUGGAUUUUAAAACUUUGAAACGACGCACGAUGAAUCCUGAAACUGGAGUUUGAGUCCAUUGGCAAACUAUGCCAGCUGGUCUCAUGAGCAGAUCAAGCGCUGACGAAAUUUGACAGUUUGGAAAUUUAAAGCGGAUGCAAAAAUCGAGACAAAAUUUCGUCAUGACACAACUUGUCCUUUGAUUUUGCCAAGAGAAUUCUGGUUUUGUCUGCUAGUGUAGAUUGCCCAGAUAGACACUUACGAAUCAAUUUUUAGUUAAAUAAUAACCUUCACUCUCAAGAAAUUGCAAAUAUAUUACCCAUGUGAUCCGACUACAACUUUAAUUCCGAAAACUUCGAAAACAUCUCCAGUUAGUCUGGCUUUCUUUUACUGCCUCACAUUUUCCCUUGUGAUGUGGCUGUUAACAAGUGUUUUCAAGUGUUCGGAUAUUUAGAACAUACCAAUAACUGUUAUAUUUAUUCCAUGUCGUGGUCAAAAUGACCAGAACGAAACAAACUUAACUUUUAAUCGAGGAUUUCGCUGGAUAGCUGGUAGUACUUCAAAUGACUCGAUACUUCGUCCUGUUGUCACAGCGGAUUUAGAGCUCCCCGAUUCAAAUCUGCCAGCAGAUAUGGAUCCCCCUUCGCAGAUUUGGACUCCCCCCCUCCUUUGUAUCAUAUUUGGUAACUAAUUCUAUUUGCAAGCUUUCUGUCGAUGUUAUUUUCAAUCACAACACAACAUUCCUCAAUAAAGGUAAAAAAAAAAAAACCCAGCCAUUUCGUUCCAAUUCUACCGCAUUUAUUAUAGCGAGCCGUACAGUAUACGCAAGAAUUAGAUGUGACCAAAGUACUGCAUUCGAACUAUUGAAAUUGUUACAAUAAAUCUUUGCUUCUUCUGAUGCGAAUCAACAUUGAUACGAAACGUCAGAACAAUAGUGGAGACUAUUGCGUCCAGUCACAAAUGGCGUUGUAAACUCAGUCUUCUUUCCCCGCCUCACAUUCUUCUUUUUGCUCUGGAUACUAAAAAAUACUUUUACUAUAUUUCCAGUGUCUUCCCAGGUGUUCUGAUGUUUAGAACAUAUCAAUAACUGUUUUAUUUUUUCCAAAUGAGGGCUGAAAUACCCAACCCAAGCUGGGUUUGUCCAAUUGAUAUUGAUGGUCGCAGAGAAGUGUCGAGUUUGUCGCUAAAAACCGUUGUGGUCCAUGAGAGCGUAACAUCAUUAACGAUGGAAACAAAUUUGCAGAAAGGAGGGCUAGUUCAUCGGGUCCGUGAACUAAAUCUCGGGAGAAACUGCAAGAAUUGUUUCAUAGUGUAUGCGUGUUGUUUUGUAAAUAUAAACACUGUGACCUAUUUUAAGUAGUUUUUGUGUCCUUUUAAGCGACGCGAUAUGUCUGUUAUGCCAGAGUGUCAAAUUUUGUUCUUUAAUUUUGCUCUUCUCUACACUGUGCGUAGUUCAUGACUUGAUAUUUCAACGUAAAUUAUCGAGAAGGCGCCUUCCUAUCACCUUUGUCUACUUUGUAAGUCACGCAACCGCGCAAUCUUUACGACAGAUCACGUUUACGAAACGUUUUAGGACAACUCGGCAUCUAAUCUCCAUUCAGAUGCUAUGAACACCUAGAGUCCUCAACGUAGAAGAUAAACGAGCGAAGUUUGAACUGAAAAAAGGAGAUCUCGGUCAAUUUUCAGAAUCAUGCAUAUCUUUGACAAGAGCGCAAUUGAGCAAACACAUGGAUUUGCGUUGUUUUUAAGAAGUUGGUAGAUGGAAACUAGAGAUAUACCCACGGAUUUGAGGCAAUCUGUGACCUCAUUGCUGCAUAAACUAUGCACGGAUAUGCUUUUUCAGCCCGACUAACGCCUGCAUUAUGAGAAUUCUUUCGUACAAAGUAGUGCAUUUUUGAUAUGCAAAUUAAGGUCGAAGAGAAGGGUCUCUUCUGAUCACGCUUGUAUGAAAAAUAUUUCAACUGAAGUUUCCAUAUUUGUCUGUGAACUAACUGAAUACAUCUUGUAACUUGUAGCAAGAUAGAAUUCCGUGAGCUACAUUGUUACAGUCGCUGCACGCUGGACAAAAUCUUUGAAAUUUACACUCUCUAUCGCUGUCCACUUUUGUGGUCUAGCCAAAAAUCGUUUUUGACUUGUGACGACGCAAAAAAAGAGAAUUGGAGAACAACUAAACGAUUUUUGAAACAUGUGCCCUAAACCCUUUUCAUGGGCAAAAAUUAAAAGAAAAACUCUUUUCUGACGGGAAGUCGAGAGGACCGCUCUUAGCGAGAGCGGCACUUAAUUACUGAUGAAAUUCCGAGAGUCACCUUAAUGAAUUCAAUAGAAAAUAUCCGAGAACGUUACAGAAACGGACUCUCAAAAACGGCUCUAGAAUUAAAAAACUGUAAACAGCAAUUAUUUACGCUAACUAUGUGCUCACCAGUGUGCUUGUGAGCUCAAAUUGCUAAGACCCCAUUUAAUUACACGAUCACAGCUCAGACGCUUCUAGCAAAAUGUGAUGACUAUCGAUUUCAGAGACUGAUUCUUUAGUUUCCAGCGUUAGGAAAAAAAUAUCGUAUCGCAACCAUGUUCAUCAUUACCCGAGCAGUAAGUACGCCUCGAGAUGUUGAGAGAAGAGAGAGUGGCUCCAUGUUUGGUGAGACAAUUGAAAUUAUUUCCUGAAGUUCGUACGAAUCGAGUAUAGCACUGAAAAGUACCAUGACUAAGCAAUGAAGUUCACUCAUUCAGCGGUAGAACUAAUUUUACCCGUGAGUUUGUUCGCACCACACAUUUGCGGUCCGUAAUUUAUUCCCAGAUGUUUGAUGGGUUCUCACAUGACAAUAUUGUCAAAAUCAAAUUACCGCGUCAGGAUUAAUGUAAACAUGGACAUCGCUGACUCAGUCUCAUUUUAUUUUAAUUUUGGGAAAGGCUACCACUUCGUUCUUAGGCUAAAAAAACACUUCUUUUCAAAGCGCGAUUUUUUUAAAUGAACAGAGUAAAUCCUGCGAUAGUUGACCAGAGAGAGAAAGAGGUAGAAACUUGCGCUCGCCGUUCGCUAUCAUUUGAAAGCUUUCUGGGCCAAACAAAAUCCGUAAGAUAACUUCUUUUCCAUUAACACCACGACUGCAUAAAACAUUCCAAACGACAGGAAAAGAAAUACCUUGAAGAAUACGAACACUUUGAAAUGUUAUUCGAGCGAUGAACCGGCGCGAGGGUUUUUAGGCGAUGACGGCCAAAGUCAUCGGCCAAAAAAGAUUUGAAUUUUUCUGGGCCUUAACGCUAAAGAAAACCCAGAUAGGACACGACCUACCUCCUCGUCUUUCUCAGAUCCUUUGUAGUUCGCUUCUCUUUGUUGAUGACCUCUUCUCAGUCUGUUUUCAGGACCGUCUUUUUAUUUCCUUCUCAUGUUCCUACUCGCUACAUAUUUGCCUUUUUACCCAUGUCUUUUCCUAUUCUUUUUCACGUUCCUUUCACCGCAUUCUGCCUAUUUUGGUGUCCUCUCUAACUUUCUUGCCCGUUUUUCUCGACUCGCUUGUAUAUAUAUAUAUAUAUAUAUAUAUAUAUAUGUAUAUAUAUAUAUAUAUAUAUAUAUAUAUAUAUAUAUAUAUAUAUAUAUAUAUAUAUAUAUAUAUAUAUAUAUAUAUACACACACCUAAAUUUUUUAACCUUCCUCUGAUAUGUAAGUCCAUGCUAUUCCUUGUUUUUUGAUCGGGAUCAUUUGCGGUCAUUGGAUCAUUUGCGGACCCAUACAUAUUUCUCGUUCUUUACAUGUGUAUAAGUGAGUCAGUAAUAAAAACAAGUUUGGCUUAAAGUCUUCAAUCUUCUUUUUCAGCGCACUAAUGAAGGAAAGCUUUUUAAAAUAUAAUUUUCACUAACUUUUGUCCUCGUGAAAGUGUAUACAUCUCCAAUAUAUAUAUAUAUAUAUAUAUAUUGGUUCUUUACCCGGUCAGUAUUUUUCCUAUAUGUAUGUAUGUAACGCUUUCGUGAGUCGCCGAGUAAAUCCCAAUUUCGUUGUCAUUUUAUAAACAUAUAUAUAUAUAUAUAAACACAUCGGUCACUACCUCAAGCCGAUAAAUAACUUAUGAAAUAAUUUUUUUAUCAAAACUUUUUUAAAAAAAUUGUUUAAAUGAAUUUUUAAACAAUUUUUUCAAAACGUUAGUUGACAAGCGGCCAGCAAAAAACCUUCUCAAUUUAGUUUUUAUCGUUCAAAAAGUACCCAGAAAGUUGAAACGUGACUUCAUUUGGUUACAGUUAAACUGAACGAUGGAAAUUCAUUUAAUAUCUGAAUUUUUCGAGCAAUCUGUUCAUAGUGAAAGAGCGAGGAAGUUUUAAUUUAAGUUCUACAACAAAUAUACGCUCCUGGUGAGUCUUUCCAAUUCCGUUCAAUUUGGACAUUUGUACCUUAAAUUGCACAACAGAAAUUGAAGGAAUUUUUUUUGAGAAAACCGCAUUACAUUCCCUUGUGUCUCGUUGGAGUGUGCCGUUCGAAAGUUUUUGUGAAGGAAAGAUCAGAGUUAAACACGCCAUUACAGCAAACAAACGAGCAAACUCUCACAAUCAAAAAUAAAAAAUUGAAUUUACUCACAAUUACUUUCCUCGCCGUUUACUUAAUGAACAGAGGUAAAUCUUCGUACAUGAAUGAAUGGUCGAUGAGAGUGAAUAAUACUUUCCGUUAGAUCAUUAACUGAUUUUGAAGAAAACAUUGUCGUGACAGUCCUUGCCAAACUUGUUCUGUUUGUUUUCAAAAUAAUGUUUCAAAGUUUGUUUGGAAGCCUUUUAAAUCACCUUUAUCGUUACGGAAAUGAAAAUGUUCCGCUGAGGCAUCUCUCCUAAAUUUGCAUCACCUCUAUUUUAACUACCAUUUACCCACUCAAAAAUUGUUCAGUUUAAGGAAGAUCUUGCCGUAUUUACGGCCCUAAAUCAUUCGGGUUCUUUCGGAAAAAAUUUCGUUAAGUUUAAAAACAAUAAAUAUGUUAUUUACCGGCUAAGGCUCAAGAUUGUUCAUCCUGUGUAAAUCCCUGAUGACGUCUGUGUGAUCAGACGAAAUCGGUCGGAUAAUAAACUUAGUUUACAAGAUUUGUUGCUGUGUGCUGCUCACAAGUUUUUUACUUAAAAAAACUUUAAAAAAAAAAAAAAACGAUAAUUGCUACUCACCCCAAUUCCCUAUCCUCACCAUUCCCACAUCCUUGCUAUUCCUUAUCUUUUACUCGGGAUCAUUUCCGGUCUCCAUUAUGCAAGGAUCAUCUCCGGUCCGGGAUCAUGCGCGGUCUAAUUUGGGGAUCCUUUGCGGUCCGGGAUCAUUUGCGGUCCUAAGAUCAUUUGCGGAUCCGUACAAAUAUCUGGAAGAAAUGAUAGCUACAUCAUGCUCUCCUAGAAAAGUGUACAUACGUGUAUGAUUAGAAGGUGGAGACAAAACUGUGAAAGGAAAUUUAAUCAGUCAAUUCGCAAUGUUAUGAAAUAAAAAGUCAAUCUCCAUAAUAAUUAUAGCUAGUAUUUACUUCGGUGGCCCUUCACAUAAAGCAAUGUUUUCACUUAGGUCGACUUAACACCAGCGUCAUAUGACUUCAGUGAGAGACAACAAUCGUAUCUGAUCAAGCUCGACGUGCGGGAACCCCGCUUAAAGCGUGUACGUCAGGGGCGUGUUUUUGCUAACCACCCUGUAAAUGAAGACUUUGAAGAGCAGCUCUCAAAGCCGUUUUACUUCCAACAGGAAGAUCAUGGAACUAUUAGUGGCGUCCAUUUCGCAAAGAGGUCUGAGUCACCCGAAAUUGCAGCCUUCAAGAAAGGUAGGGAACAGUGAGACAAAGUAUAUUGCCAGAUUUUGCAGCGGUAUUAGCGUUUCAGAUAUAAUUUUUGACUAGAUAACUACUGUCAAAGCCAUUCACGAGUAGCAGAGAAAGCGCUAAAGAUAUCCAUAAUGAUAAGCCAUUUUUCAGCCACAUUUACAUGUAAAUGAUUGUGGCUGAACGACGAUUUAAGAAAGAGAUUCGAUUUGCUACCUCUUCCUAUCUGUCUGAAAUGGAAUUUAAGGGAAGCAAAAAGCAAAAGAAAACAACUGUUUGCUCAAAGUGCACAGAUUUUUCCUCAUCUGGAGACUUGUUGGGCAAGGUAGAGUGCUCAAAUUAUUAUUAUACGUUCGACGUAAGCAUGAAAAUGUAUGUUUUUAUAAGUUAGCUCUUGCUCAUGCUAUGCAAGAACUCAGUUUAACAAGAGAGGAAUGGUAACUCGGCCCAGCUACAUGCGAUUCUCCUCCUCUUACUCAUUGUUUGAUCACAGGUAUUACAGGCGCAUUUCAGCUUAAUCUAAAAGAAGUGCAUAGAUCUAACAUCUAUGAAGUGCAAGAACACGAUGAUUCUGGAAUCUUUCGAACAAAGUACAGGGUGAUUUCGGCCAACGAUACACACGCUCAUCUUCAUCGCUCUUGGACGAACCAAGAUUAUCAAAUAUUUGCGGACGGUACCCAGGCCAAGGCAGAACACAGGGUGCAGUCUCAACACAAUGCACAUAUUCAUGUGAAAGACGGAAAGAUAGAAAGAGUUCACCGUACUAAUAAAGCAUUUUUUAGACCUUCCAAUGGUCAUCCUAGAGCAGACAAUUUCGAGGGUUUUAAAAGCCAAGAGCAAGACAUUGAGAUGUCAACAAAGGGAUACAGCAAACUGACGUUAAGAUCUUGUCUAAGACCUAAACACCAUCAGUCCAAACGCUCGGCAUCAGAGAAACCGCAUGUGAAGAUAGCUCGUACUCUCAACGAAGACAGUCUUUUGUUUACUGAUACUGAGAAGAUAAACUGGUCCAAGAUCGGUGGAGAGAGGAAAAAGCCGAGGCCUUUCUAUGAAGUGCUGCGCUGUUUCACCGACAAAAGCAUGAAGGAGCGUCAAAUUGCUGAUUGCUCUAAUGAGAUGCAUCGUAUGGUUCGUGAGGACAAAGAAACUUUCCGAAUAAUCAACACACUUGUUCGGAAUCGAAGUCACCAAAACAUUACGUCGUGGGCAAUAUAUAUAGCAACACUUGCCGGAAACGGAAACUAUCACGCCCAAAACACUUUAGCGGAAGCGGUUAAAGAAAAUUACCCUCGAAUCCUUACCAGAGAAGAGUACGAGACACUUCUGACUGGAAUAUUCUUCUUACCAGAAGGUCCACUUCAUUCACAACUUUUCGAUGCCUUGCUAAAUCUUGCAUUACGAGGAGAGAAAGAAGACGAAGUUACAUCUACAGCCAUGCUUGUCUUAGCCGGACUAGCUGAAAGAGCAAAGAGAUCGGGAUAUAACGAGACCUUAUGUGACAGAGUCGCUGAUAUGAUCCACAGCAGAUACAAAAACAGAUCAACACUGUUUCAUACCGACAGCUUGGACCACGAAAUACAGCUGAGAGACCACAUCUGGGCCUUUGGAAAUCUUGGUCAUCAUUCCGGACUUCCCGUCAUCUUGAAACACAUUGACCACAAUAACUCUGGUAUUCGAUCAGCGGUGAUCUCAGCCAUGCGCAAGCUUCCCACGAGAGAUACGAAUCAACACUUGAUGCAAGCGCUAUACGUAGAUGAACAUCCUGAAGUAAAAGCUGCUGUGGUUGAUGUUUUGGUUGAGCGUCAUCAAAAUUUAAGCGACUCAGUGGUACAGGGGCUGGAACGUGCGUUAUGGCUAGCCGCAGAAAGUGAGACUCUAGAUUCUUCGAUUAUUCAACUUAUUGAAAACCAUGGGGAUCAUCCCAAAGCAGUUUAUUUAAGGAAGAGACGAAGAGCAAUUCAUCGCCAAAAACGUGCUCUCUUCCCAUUCCUUCAUCCAAGAGAGUUUGCUCUUGGCCCUUCAAAGCGAUGGUUGAAGACCUACGGUGGUAAGUGGAUGGGAGCCGAAUCGGUCAUACAGUUCAUUAAUCAAGUAAAGCUAAGAAUUGGCAUUUUUGGUGGAAAAUUUGAGGUGAAUCUUGACAACCAAGCUUAUAUUCAAGCUCACAUUCUCAAGUUUGGAUUUGAUGUCGUGCGAGGUAAAGCUACUUUCAAGGCUUCUGCCAGUUUCAAGAAUGAUUUCCCGAAAGACCUCAUCCACGCCAUUGCUGAUACUGGCGACAGCCUCCUUAGGCAGUUUGAUAGUAUUACGAGCGUGAUUGCUGAACAGAUAAACCAGUUUAUCAGCAAGCUUGCUGGUUUUUUACCGUUGCAAAUAGACAAAUUUAUAGAGUUCGUCAGCAAGCUUGUUCAAUUUGUGCAGAACCUGGUGCAGCCUUUACGACCGAUUAAUCUGAUCGGAAAAAUCAUAAAGUUUACCAAAGAUGUUCUAAGCCGCCUUAAGGACUGGAAGUGGCUAAGAGACAUGAUAAAGAAAAUACAGCAAAGUCUCGGAAGGCUGACUGCUAUAGACUACGUUUUUCAAAAAGUUAUUUCAUCUCUGGACAACAUCCUCAGCAUUGUGGGUAAAAUAACCAACUAUUUGCCUCAUAAACUGCCGGAAAAUUUCAAUAUCAAGACACUCCUGCACAUUCUUCGCUCGGUCUCUGUCGACCUGCAUUUUGACAAAAUCAAAGAGUAUUUCAAUUCCUUAGGGAUGUCUGUUCCUGGCGGUUUCAAUUUCCAGCUUCCGUUCAAGUUCUCCAUCCGCCUUUCGCUUUCUCUGGAAACACUUCAGCAAACUUCCUUAAAUCUUUUACAGUUUGCCAAUCGUUUCCUGGAUAUGUCUUCUUUGCUUGAUUUUCUCCAAAGCAUUAGAUUCCCAAGGUUACAGUUACCAGACAUGAACCAACGAUUCCCUUCUUUUAAUUUGAGUGGUUUUAACUUUGGUCUGCGUUUUGAUUGGCGAAUCAGCCUUAAGUUCAAGCUCAAUCUGAAAUCAAUGGGCUUCCAGAACUUUAUCACUAUUUUAGAUAAACUUGGAGCCUUUCUAGUACAGUUCAAACUCUCAGGUUUUGAUCUCGAAAAGUUUUUUGAAGAAAUAUUGCCUGGCAAGAACUUCGAUUUUGGAACACUUUUUAAAGAAAUUUUGGGCCGAAACUCCAACUCGAAUUCUUCAAAUUCGGCUGCAGCUCUGCAAGAAUUCCUAGAGAGUCUUUUUGAACUACUUGACGUUCAAUAUGAAAAUGUGUUAGCAAUAGCUGACAUCACAGAUUUCUUUCAGGAGCUUGGGCCGGCAGUGGAGCAGUUCACGAAGAAAAACGUACAGCGUAUAUGUGGAGUGUAUAAAUUGGCUUUGAAAAAGGAAUUUAGAGAGUUUGGAGUAAACGUUGAGCAGGAAGGAAUUCAGGUGCUUCGGCUCGUGGAAAAUACAACCCAGAGUGCACUAACGGAACUAUUAAACUUUACUGUCCUUGUAGAUUCUCUAAUAGACGAAAUUCAGCGCAACUUUACCACAGCUGCAAAAGGAUUCGUUUUAGACUCGCUGCAAGAGCUAACCGGCAAACUGAAAGAUAUUCGGAAUCUUGCAGAUGAUAUAGUGAACUUUGUCAACGGGACAGCCUCACAAGUCAAUGGUGCAUGCACCAAAGCUACAAAUUUCUCCGCUGACAUAAUAGAUAAAGUACAAGAAAACGCUCGUGAAGCACUUAUCGAGUUAGGAUCGUUCAUUGGACCUGUCGUCAUUAACAUAAAAGCAGUUGGAGGACAAUUAAAAUCCGCCGUGUCUAAUAUCGAGACUUGGCAUGCAGAGUAUAUGGCAGCUCGUGUCGGGAAGAUUUCUCGCGUUGCUCAGAUAAUAUCAGAUUUCCUUUCAAUUCUUAAUACAAAGAAAGGGUUUCUCAAAUCCGUCCGUGAAAUAGCUAUGAAAAUCAACGACGCCCUCGCGCAUCUCCGAAAUCUUCCAGAGUACGCGACUAAAGCAAGGAAAACAGUAGAUGAUAUACUUAACUUUGCAGACAGAGCUCAAGACUACGAAAAAGAGAUCAAGAAGCUUGAUAUCAGAAAGCAGUUUGGACUUGACUUUGAUCAGCGAAUAAGAGAUGUCUGCAACAAGUUUAAGACCAUCGCUGCUGAGACGCUCGAUAAGUUUGGAAACUAUGACAUUGUCAAAGAAGUUGAUACGUUUUUCAACAAAGAGGCCGAUAAGCUCAUCAGCAAAGCCGUGUCAAAGUUUCUUAUAAUUAAAGAACCGAUUGACGAGAUGCAAGACGAAUUACGAAAUAUCAAAGCCAUGGUGCGUGAAGUGAUGGGUGUCUUAAUUGAGCUUAAGCCUUUCACCAACAAUUUUUCGCCUAUUCUAGAUACGGCAGGUAAACUACCCGACUGCAAGCAGAUCAAGAAAAUACUCGAAGACAGCACCAAACCAUGCAUCUGCAAAGCUUUUGGGGUUGGAAGAUACGUCAUCGAUCAGUACAAGGACUUCAAGAAGGAAGUGAGAGUUCUAUAUGACAUGGUUCCGGCUACAUGGAAGAACUUCAAAAUACAGAAGUGUGUCAAGGGUGGAGGUUGCAUUUCCGAAGCUUUUAUCGAUCAAGCUAGAACCAUCAAAGAUAAGGUUGAUGUGCUUAAAGAUAAGUUUAAAGAAGCGAGUGGAUACACUGACCUGCUUGAAACUUGCAAACAAGGGGUUGAUAACAUCACAGCUGUUAUCGACACGGUGAAACUAUUAGCGGAGCAAGUCCGGAAUUUCUCCCUUAAAGAUGAUGUUCAAAGAGUAAAGGCGGUUUUCCAAAAGAUCACUGGCCGACAGGCUGAGAACAAAGAGGGGAGUGGCAUUCAAAGGCACUCCGUAGGAGAAGUAAAAGGACGAAUCGAAAGAAUUGUGGACUAUAUACAGAAGGCAAGGGAAACUAAGGAGAAAAUGCAAGACUUUCUCGAAAACACAUUCAAAGCAAUGAGAAAUGUUUACGAUGAUGCCGUUCUAGAACAUAUCGAAGCCGUUGAAGAUGUGCGUUCCAAACUUAAACUAUCAUACGAACUGUGGAAAAAGACAAAGAAUAUCAACCACGUCCUGGGAGGACUAGGUACUGUGACCCAAGGUGCGUUACAAUAUGCUGAUAGCUUAAAAGGUGUAACAAGUUCAGUCUCGAGCCCAAUCAUCGACCUCUUAUCUGAAACAGGAGAACUCAGUGAUGUCGUGAAGCCCUUUCUUGACAAAUAUGCCACCAAAUUCACUGAUACUGUAACAAAAGUCAACAACUUUAUGGACAAGGUCACAGACUUUCUUAACAAGCUACAGCUGCGACAGAGAGGACUAGACCCCAGGGCCUACAAACCGUGGGAACAAAUACCCUAUUGUUCGGAGGAAGUUUGUGUACGAUCAAUCCAACGAUCGUCAUCACUCUAUCUAAAGACUAUUUUCACUUGGAAGUUCCCACAUCUAGAUGACCUUUCCUCCAUGGACAAGAGUGGGCGUUGGCUGAUCCCAGGUUUGUUUGAUGACUAUAAAGUAGAGGGAAUUUCAAGGCUCUCCCAAAGCGAGGUUAUUUUGGGUAUGCAUGGAGUCUCUAGCAACAAAGGGAAAGCAUCACUUUUAGUGGUAACCAACGUUGGUUAUGGAGUUAAAAAGAUAAUUCAACUUGGUAGUCAAGGAAGCCCUCUAGUUGUAAAAAUAGGAGGAGUGGCUGUUGCUCGAGAUUACAUCUGGAUCAGUGAUAGCGCGUCAAACAAAAUUUAUUCCCUAAAGAAAUCUAGUGUAACAAGUUCGUUCUGGCCGCCAAAGCCAUCUUGGGUUGAUUUGUCCAGAUCUGCAUCAGUUGAAGGUACCGCAACCUCUCUUUCUUACGAUGAACUAUUCAAUGUCCUGUGGGUAACAGACGGCAAAGGUGGAAAGGCCUACGGCUAUAAGCUAUCUGCUAAUGGGGAUCUGUCUCCUUUUGGCUUAACACCUGACAGAGUAAUCAUCAUCGGAGCAAACGCACAAGGCAUGGCUAUCGUCAGACAGUUCAGUACCGAGUAUGUUUGCAUCUCGAAAUGUGCCAUGAUUUCUGGUUUCCAAUGUAAGCUCGAGUUCCAUGACAUCAGUAAUGGUGAUGAGACUGGAGAGGCCACGCUUUCUAGAGUCGUCAGAACCCCUUCGGGCUUAGAGUCGGUCUCCAGAGUUGACAGUGAAGUAAUCGCAGUGGCGUUCUCAAGUGGUACUUAUGCUGAGAGAGAUAAUGUAGAGCUUAUAGGUGGUGACUUUGAAGAAAGAUAUUUCUAUCUCAGACUUCCGAUUUUGAAAAUGACUUUUGGAAUCCAAGAAAACUGCCUUUUCUUUACGGUUAUGAAGGACUACAUUCUGCGACCGCGGAGGUUGUUUCCAUUCGGAGACAUGAUGUGCGGAACUACACGAAAGCGAAGCACCUCCCAAGAGCUAUUGGAGUCUGAUGUUUAUUCGGAGCAACUGGAAGAAGAUCAUAAGAGCAAUAGGAGAAUGCGCAGGCAAACCUCAGAUCUCGGCUCGUGUAUGACCUUGUUCCGUGGAAAUGUUCUUAGGGGAUAUCAGCAAUUCCUCCCUGAAUAUUCACAAAUCAUAGUUGUGUUUGGCAUACCAGUAAAACUGUUUGCUGCUGCUGGUGGCUAUUAUAGUGUAGACUUUCAAGGACAAGUUUGUUUAAAGGACAAGGUUUUUCGUCUUGGUCUCAUGCCCGGAGCUUGGAUCUCUGUCUACGCUGGUGCCGCUUUAUCACUCUUUGUUGUAGAAGCUGGAAUUACAAUUGAGGCAAGACUUUUGGAGACCCACUUUAUACCAGACCUGUUUAUCAGGAUUGAUAAGUGGCCAUUGAAAGCGUGCAUCGAGCUAAAGAUGCGAAUGACACCGCUUCGCAUUAGAGUUUGGCUUUGGUAUAGAUUCCGUCUCUGCUUCCGGUUAAGGUGCUGGUUAUUUGGCUGUAGUAUAAACAACGGAUGGUGUGGAAAAAAUACCAUCUGGGAGUGGUGGUGGUCAGCGAGAAUGAUUGACCAGACGCUCUUUACAAAUUGUCACCAAGAUGUUGACACGACGCCACCUAUCGCUGGGGAAUGUACGGCAAGGCAAGCUGCUGACAAAAUAUAUUUCGUACAGUGGCAUGGAUUCUCCGAAGAUACUAAAAUCAGCAACUACCACGUUAGGAUAGGAUCCAUUCAGGGUUCUGGCGAUGACUACUCUGCAUGGGUGGGAACAUCUUUAAGCAUAGUUGUCAAUGAUCUUCCAAUAAUGCACGGACGAGAUGUGUAUGUCAGCGUAUUGGCGACAAAUGACGUGGGGCGUGAUAGUAAGUUGGUUAACUGCCCUAAAUUUACGGCGAGACGUAAGAGUCCUCAGAUUCGGUAUGUCUACGAUGGUGUCAAUGAACGCCAAGAUGUGGAUUAUCAGUCAGAUACAUACACUUUAGGUAUGAAUUUUGCCUUUAGGAGCAAUAUAAAGAAUAUCGCAUACAUAAAAUGGGGAGUAUCGUCCUCUACCAACUGCACGUUUGACGAAGCUGAAGCAGAUAUCGUUCCCUUCACCACUCUCGGUGACUCAACUAUUAUCCAGACUUCUGGCCUGAAUUUGAAUCACGGAAAAAAAUAUUUCACACGCCUUUAUGCGAUGGAUUUGUUAGGAUUAAAAGCAGUCAUGUGCAGCGAUGGUAUCGUGAUUGACACAACUCCACCUUUUCCUGGACAUUUUCAAGAUGGUGCUGGUGAGAGCGAUGUGAUGUUUAUCCCAUCACUGAAGCGCAUCCGUGGUAAGUUCGACCCUUUCAAAGAUCCCGAGAGCCCUAUGGUGAGAUAUGAGUGGAGAAUUUUGAGAAAUAACACCAAUAAAGAUAUUACGUCAUUUGUGGAUAUUGGACUCACUCAACAGACACCCUUCAUGGAUGGCCUUUCUCUUGAGGCUGGUUUAGCUUACAAACUAGUACUCCGUGGAACAAACGCAGCAGGACUUCAAACGGUUAUUGAGACAAAUGGGUUUGUGCCAGAUAACACACCGCCGCAUUGCGAAGAGACUGCUAUUGACGUAACGAACGAUGAAGAUUUGUUUGAUGUCGACUUUGUUAGAAAAUUAAGCAGUAUUCAAGCAAAAUGGAAAUGUGUUGAUCGGGAAAGUGGCAUUCGCGCACAACUGGUGGGAGUUGGUACUUAUCCAGGAGGAGAUGACGUGAGAGCAUUUGAAGAUGUCAACUUUGUUACCCACAAAGUCAUCCAAGGUGGAAUGCUUUUUGCGAGUGUCUCUGAUGUCAACAUUCUUCCGCGAGUUAGAUAUCACGUCACCAUAAAGAUCAUAAAUGGAGCUAACCUUAAGAAAACUAUUUGGUCUGAUGGCAUUAUUAUUGACAAUACACCGUCCUCAGUCGCCUCACAAUACAUUAAAGACGGCGUAGAGGGGAAGGAUAAGAACUACACCAGCGAAAGAUACACCUUCAGUGCGCACUGGGAACAAGCAUUUGCAGAUUCAGAGAGUGGCCUGAUUGAGUACCGCGUUGCUUUAGGGACUAACCCUGGAUUCAAUGACAUUCAGAAUUUUAAGACAAUUGGCUACCAAACCGGAGUGACCAUUUCAGGUCUUUUCCUAAGCAGUGGUCAGCGUUAUUUUGUUACAGUUGUUGCCUGCAACGGGGUUGGUAUGUGUAUUAAUGGCAGUAGUAACGGAGCCAUUGUAGACUUUGUUCCUCCGCACACUGGAAAAGUAAUCACUGGAUCAACUGGUCCUCCACUUUUGUACCAGUGGAUGACUAAAUCAGUAUGGGCAAGAUGGAAUUGGUGUUUAGUGGAUGCGAACAGAGUAUCUGGACCACUCGAUCCUAAUCAGUGUAGAAACGACAGCUUCUAUGAUGUACAUAGUGGCGUUGCGGGUUUCGCUAUUUCAGUGGCCUCUUUGAAGAAUGAUGACCUAUUAGCAGCGCUUAAGACGGCUGGACGGGUUAGGGUUACUGGGCGUAACAUUGACCUCGAAGAUGGAGUUUACUCAGUUGUAAUCGAGGCAAAAGAUAAAGCAGGUGUUGUUGCUCGUGGUUUGUCAAAUACAUUCAUCGUUGAUAGUACUCCCCCACUAGUUACGUAUGUUCAACACGGACAUUUCGGCGAAACACUGUCAGCUAUCAGGAAGUUACGCAUUACUUUCAGAGCUUACUUUGAAAUUGAGGAUGAUUUAUCAAAAGUUGCGAAGUACAAAGUGGGAGUAGGAAGUUAUCCUGGGACUGAUGACGUCAUGAAAUUUCAGUCAAUUCUAUUAAGUACACCAGCUUCUUCACUGCAAGUCAACUGGACAGCGUUAAACUCGUUUUCCGUGGAAAACAACCGACGUUAUUUCAUUACCGUUUGGGCCAUCAACAAUGCUGGACUGUUUAGCAUCAAAUCCUCGUCCCCUCUACUCUCUGACCAAGAACCCCCAAAGGGUGGAAUCGUCCUAGACGGAUGGGGCUCAGCUGAUGUCCAGUAUCAAAGCUACUUCACCCUUUUCCGUGCCCAUUGGUAUGGCUUUACUGACUUCUCUGGUGUUGAAACAGUACUAUUAGGUUUAUCGUGCAAGGCAGACUCAAUCAGCUGCGAUGUGAGAAAGGAAGAAAUUGUUCCAUCCAAUACCAAUUACUAUCUGUUAUUCGGGCUGAAUUUGACUUCUGGUCACAAAUACCACGCAUGUCUCAAGAUGAUAGACAGGGCUGGGAAUCAAGCGCUUUUCCAUUCUAAUGGUGUGAUUGUGGAUAGAACUCCUCCCCUUCCAGGCUUUGUGACCGAUGGAAGACCUGGAGCGGAAAUUGACCAACAAAUCGAGAGUUCAGUUCUUCGAGCUUCAUGGUUUAACUUUACUGAACAAGAAACAAGAAUAUUAACUUAUCAGCUGGCAUUCGGCACGUCUCCUGAAGCCCAAGAUGUGCAACAAUUUACAGAUGUAGGGCUCGUAAACACAGCUUCAAGCUCUAGAUUACAAAUUUCAGAGUUGGCAAGUGGCAGUCGUUAUUAUGCGACAGUGAUUGCACUCAAUCUGCUCGGUAUGCCCAGUACGAUGGUUUCUUCCAGAGGUGUUUUGGUCGAUUUCACACCUCCCGUUUUCUCAAAGCCUGUUCUCGACGGUGACAAUCCAAAUCAAGACUUAGGUUUCACCACUGGAGGUUCCUUGGCUGCCACAUGGACCUGCGAUGAUCCAGAAACAUCGUUAGCGUCCAUAGAGAUUGCUUUUGGCUUACAGCCUGGAGAGGUCGAUUUUAUGAACUUCACAAGCUUGCCGAUUUCCAAAACAUCGUAUACAGUAGCGGGCAAUCUUCAACUGGGAUAUCGUUACUUUGCAACAGUAAAAUGCACAAACAAUGUGGGUCUGACAGCCAUUGCUGUCUCAAACGGCGUUGUGUUUGAUGACACUCCUCCAGAUUUAAUUUAUUUCCAAGAUGGGGAAUACCAAUACUCUACAAGAAACUUGACAGUAAAAUUCAAAUUUGCUGACGCGGAGAGUGGUGUAAAAGAAUAUGCAGUGAAAGUAUUCAGCUCAGUCGACGACGGUUACGGGUCCUUUAGUUUCAACGGCAAUGUUUCUAUAGCGGCUUUGAUUUUGGCCAAAGAUCUUGAUAGUGAGAGAAGGUAUUUUGUCAAUGUGACAGCAGUGAACGGUGUUGGGUUGGAAACUACCGUGAAAUCAGACGGAUUUACCGUUGAUAUUUCACCUCCAGUAUGCCUACAUGUAUGGGAUGGUCAGAGAGAUCUUCAGCAGGACUUAAAAUACGCUCCAAGCUCAAGCAAACUAAGUAUUUCGUGGGUGUGCUAUGAUAAUGAAUCUCCCAUACUUCGAUAUCGUUUCGCAGUUAAAAGCUUGCGCACAAGCGAAUACGUUAUUCCUUUUUAUGCUUUGAAGACACCCGUAAACUCCACAGGGUCUGUAAUAAUAACGGGAGGAGGUCAAAUUUCAACAGGAUUUCAAGAAGGGGAAACGUACGCCGGUGGUAUUGAGGUUCUUAACGCUGUCGGCCUGUCCUCAGUACAUUGGACGGAUGGUGUUAUCACUGAUAGCUCCCCACCUGAAGUGAACGACUUGAAAUUAACAUAUGACCCAAAUAAUGAUUCUGUGAGCGCUUCAUGGGCUGCGAAGGAUGACCAAAGUGGACUCGAGUUUGUCGCAUGGGGAUUGGGAACUAAUCCAGAGAAUAACGACAUAAGAAACUUUUCAAAAGUGCCAAUAUCCAUGUCGACCGUUUUGAUUUCCGAUAUCCCUUCGUUACUCGGUUCGACGUACUUCUUGCGGCUCCUUGCUGUAAAUAAAGCCGGCUUAUCUAGUGAGACAGCAUCAAAUGGCGUCGUAAUCGACCGAACCGCGCCGAACCCUGGCGUUGUGGUUGCUCAGUAUGUUUUUCCGAGCAAAUAUGAUCGGAACAAGAAUGAAGUACUAGGAUCAUUGAUGGUGGUAAGUUGGACAGGCUUUACAGAUCCUGAAAGUGGCAUUAGACAGACCAGCUGGGCCGUUGGUGAAGAUCUUCUCUCGCUUAAAUUAAGUAGCGGUAAUUUUUAUACCGAGAUAAUCGCAGAUGACUCAGUAGGCGGAGUGGUAAUCAAUAAUCAAACUCUAGUCGAAAACAAGACUUACUUCGUCUGCAUUCGAGUCAGAAAUGGCGCUGGACUUCAAAGAACUGAUUGCUCGUCUGGAUUGUUUGUCAUAAUUGGAAAGUUUUCUGCUGGGGUUGUGAGCGAUGGCCCAGUAAUUUCAGCGAAAGAUAUUGACUUCCAACUAGAUGACAAAGCAAUUUGGGCGCACUGGAGUGGCUUCAAGGAUCCAGCAUUUGGUAUCUUCAGGUAUGAUUGGUGCAUUAGGGAUCAACCGCCUAACCCCUCUGGUCCUGAUUUUUGUAAGUGGCCAUUCUUGGAGUCAUAUCAUCUGAAAACGUCCACUAACAACUUCCACAACCUGACACUCGAACACGGCAAGAAAUACUAUGUCACAGUGAGAGCUGAGAAUAGCAGAGGAGAGCAAGUCAGUGCUUCAUCGGAUGGUGUUGUCGUUGAUCGAACGCCUCCAGUAGGAAAGUCACUCCAAAUAUCCCCCACAACUGGAAAAGGAACUAUGUAUGUGAACACACCUUCUGCCCCUGUAGUCACGUGGUCCAUAGACGAUCUUGAAAGCGGUAUAAACCAUUUUCUUGUCGGAGUAGGUAGUUUCCAUUUCCAAGACAACUUGCUAGGGUUUCAACGUGUAGACAGCCUUAGUCGCUCCAUCGACUUGGACCAACUUAAUUUUACUCUACACCAGGGACUUGUGUUUCACGUAACAGUUAUUGGAGUCAACAUGCUUGGCCUGAAAACCACUCUGACAUCACAGCAAGUUGUAGUGGACUGGACGCCACCACAACCUGGUCUUGUAAUUGAUGGUAAUCUAACCUCCACGGGUAGCCAAGAAUUCUUCGACAUAGAUUAUCAGCGCGAAAAUGGGGUACUGUCUGCUCACUGGAAGGGAUUUCAAGAUACUGAAAGCAGUGUUGCUGAAUACAAUUGGUGUGUUGGAACGACGCAAGGUAUGCAACUGACUAUUUAUAUUUUUAAAACUACUUUGUAUUCAAAGGGAUCUCGCCAAAAUAGGGCGAUAUUGGGAUCCGUGAAGUUUAAUUUAACAUUCCUGCAUUAUCGUAGAUAUGAAAGAAACCACGUUUCUUUCUGUUCCGGCGUUCGGUAUGAAUCGUUGUUGGCGCACAAGGGUGAUCACUUGAAUUAUGUUUCAUCAACUCAUAUUCUGAAAUGUCUUUCCUUCCGUGGAAUGCCUGUGGCAGGCUCAGGCAAAGGUUUGCCUGGUGUUCCUUUUUUAUCAUCAACGUAUGUUUCGCGAACUAUUUAUCCGUUCGCUAUGAACUAUAUGAAAUAAGAACACCUCUUUUCUGAGCACUUUCACCAUCAGUGUGACUUAUGCAAUAUUUGUAAUUUUCAUAUCACGCAGGAGCCUGUGACGUGCAUAACAUGACAUCUUCAAAUCCUCUAACAAGUGUGCAUCCUUCCAUCAUCCUAAAGGAAGGCCAACGGUACUUUUUUACAGUGGAAGCUAUCAAUGGUGUUGGCUUAAAAGAAACAGCUUACUCUGAUGGUGUAACACUGGAUGCCACUCCACCCAAUGUAGGGAAAGUUUUAGUUUUCUCCUCGUCUUUCCAUCGGUGUGAUGAUUAUGAUAAUUCUUCUUGCGAUAUUAAGCAACGUAGCAAUCGUUUGUUGUCGUUUUCCUGGGAAGCACCUUCCGAUGAGGAAAGUGGAAUUUGUUUUGUUGAGUGGUGCGCUAGCUCGAGAGCGAAAUCAUGUGAUAUAGUCUCGUGGUCAGCUGUAGAUACAAGUAUAACGUCGAUCGAGCACCCUCUUCCUCAGCCACUCGCAUCGGGAACUGUAGUAUUUAUUAGAUUAAAAGUUACAAAUUGCGUAGGAGUAGUAGCCACCGCCAUCUCUAAACCGCUGCUUAUUGAUAAUACCGAGCCAACAGUCGGUGCCAUUAUAGUUGGAGACACAAUGAAAACUAAGUACCUGCGGAAAGACGACCCCAUAAUAGCAGAAUGGAGUGGAUUUGUUGAUCUCGAUAGUGGAUUAAGUCACUUUGAGUGGGCUGUAUGUCACGCGGGUACUACAAAAGACUGCAUCAUUCCAUUUGUUGAUGUUGGACUCAAAACUAGCAUACAUAAUUCUGCUCUAGACAUCAAACCUGGAGUUUCCUAUGUUGUUAUGCUUCGAGCCCACAACAACGUGGGGUUGUUCAGUGAGGCUGUGUCUAACCAGUUCAUACUCGACGUCGCGGCACCGAUUGCAGGCAACAUAUACGAUGGCUCGAGCGAGAGAAAUGACGCAGCGCUGCAGAUAUCAGAAAGUGAUGUCUCCGCUAAUUGGUCACCGUUUAUCGAUCCUAACAGCAGAAUAACCGAGUACGAGAUGUGUGUGGGAACAGCACAAGAGAAGUGCGACGUGAGUGCUUUUAUCAGUGUGGGAACCGCCCUCAAAGGUAUAAUCACAGGUUUAAGUUUGAAUCACACCGGAAAGUAUUUUGUCACCGUAAGAGCAACAAAUGAAGCUGGUUACAGCAACAUUGCGGCCUCUAAUGGAGUUAAAGUCGAUAGUACUCCCCCUGUUGGGGGCAAAGUAAGAGAUGGACAAACACUUGAAGACAUCGAUUUCCAAGAGAGCGGUGCGUUUAUUUAUGCUAACUGGGAUGUUUUUCAGGAUGUAGAGUCUGAGAUAAGCAGAUACACAUGGUGUGCUGGAACAAGAAAGGGAAGCUGUGAUAUCAUCCCUGUAACGGAUGUCGGUGACAGCACAAGCGCUGGCCAGCAGAUUUAUCCAUCCUUUGGGACCGAAAUGGGCGUGUUCGUAACAGUAAGCGCUUACAACGGCGCAGGAGCAGUUACAAGAGUGACUUCGGACGGCUUUGAAGUAGACGGCACUCCACCUGUCAUCGCAAAGGUAACUUACUAUUCAAAGUCAGAUUGAUUCUUUUUUUUUACAUGCAGGUCUUUCAUAGAAGGAUCGGAAAAAAAAUAUCUUUUUCUCAAAGUAAUGUAUCUAUUUUCGUAAUGUGUAAGUCAAUGUAUUAGGUUCGAGCUUCUCCAAAUUCGAUUUGUUUGUUGAGACUUCUUUCUCUUUCAUCGGAUCAAAAAUUUUCGAAGAAAACCAGAAAAAUUGUUUCUUUGAGUUAAAGUCUUUCAUGUAACUGAAUUCCUUAUUUUGGUUUUGCAUACUGAAAGUAUUUAGAAAAAGUCCACUCCUUUCGUAAAUUUUAACAUUUUCAUUCAAGUAUCUUAAUGCACCUUUACAGGUGGUUGACUUACACCGGGGAUCAUAUUUUGUCGACAAAGACUAUAUCAGCGCCAGAGACGCUUAUUGCGUCAGUUGGGAAACAGAGGAUGCCGAAAGUAGUGUUUUAAAGAGCGAGGUCUCCAUUUGUUCCGCUAUCGACGUGAACAACUGUUUAGUAAAAAAUAUGGAUAUUGGAAACCGCACAUACAUAUGCAUUGCCGAUUUAGAAUUUCAUGAAGGAGUCAAGUAUGUAACAACGAUUCGUUCUACGAACACUGUUGGUAGAGCGAGCGAGUUGUCAUCGGAUGGCUUCGUGGUAGACUCGACUCCCCCAAUAGUGGGUGAAAUCAUGCACGUUGAAAAUCCUCCGGUAGGCGAAUCCCCUGAGGUGUUCACUGACUCGGAAAUAUCUGUAAAGUGGAGUGGAUUCUCAGACAUGGAAAGUGAGAUUGAGAAAUACUUUGUUUGUGUUGGUACCCAACCUGGGGAAUGCAAUAUAAUGAGCUUUGCUGACCUUGGGAACGCCACUAGUUGCAUUUUGCAAAACCAGAGACUCGUUCAUGGCGAAACGUAUUUUGUCUCUAUAAAGGCUGAGAACAAAGCUGGCCUUGUGAGCGUCAACGCGUCCUCCAGUGGAGUUACUGUUGACAAUACAGGUAACCUAUAUGAAUUGUGGUUUUUUUCCGGAUAUAAGGACGAAAUUUAUGGAUCUAAAGCAAUUUUUAGAAGUAAAAUAAACUUUAAGAGAUAGGUCUUUCUUUGUUGCCUUUUUUAUGCAUGUAUUUCUUUUCGACGAUUUGUAGGGCUUUGACACACUGGGUCAACUUCAUUUACAAAUAACGAUAUCAGUUAUAUUCAAUGGAAACAUCUGUCUCAUUUCAAUGAGAACAUUAAGCCCUCUUUAAGUCUAUCAAAUGCUGGUCGCUAAAAUGUCACCUUUCGCUAGAAAUUUCAUCGGCACUAUUUCUCUUGUCGUUAUAGAGACCAACACGGCCGCAUCUUAAAAUGAUAGACUGUUUUUUGUUAUCGUUGGUGUCGUUAAAGUGAUAUGUUUUUUUCGGAAGGUCCCACAUCUGAAGGAAAAAUUUUAGAUGGAGCAAAAGAAGGUGAAGACAUUGACUUUCAAAAAAGCAGGACUUUCAUCGCAGCUCAUUGGAAUGAAUUUGCAGACCUCGAAAGUGACGUCAAAAGUAUCAGGUGGUGUGCUGGCUUGUCACCAGGUUCAUGCAAUCUUGUUCAAGAAACCGAACUUACUCCAUCGAGUACCUCCACACGUAAGGUUCUCAACGAGCCCGUAAAGAACGGUGAGCGGUACUAUGUCACGGUGAACGCAGUUAACGGAGCAGGCGUUCAAACCUCAUACAUGUCAGAUGGAGUGACUGUUGAUGAGACUCCGCCAACUUCCGGGAUUGUGAUCUACGGAAAUGGCAUAGAGAGCAGUUAUGUAAAUGGAGAGGAAGAUAUUCGUGCACAUUGGAUUAACUUUGAAGACUUAGAGUCUGGCAUCGAGUCCUAUGAAAUAGCUUUAUGCGACGCCCAGAACGUGUCCUUCUGUCCACAAUCUUUUACUGGAGUGGGAAAAGCUACCAAUGUUUCGAUAACAGGUAAGAUAAAAAGAUGUGUAUGUUAAUAUUUUCACGUCCGUUUAGGUGAGCCUCGGCGGACAAAUUUUACAGCAACAUGACGGCUUACCAGAGCAAGUUGUAGCGCGAAGUCCAACUCAAUUGCAAAUUUGUCUGCAAUAAUUCUCAGAUGGCCAUGAAAAUUCCCAAGGUGGGUUAUCUAGGUUCACCAUAGACUACCAUGGGUGCAUUCCUUUGCAAAAAUCCAAGGCCCUUCAUAUCACGACCAUAUUGAGUUUAUUUCAGGAAGGACCCAUCAUAGACCUCUUAGUGACGAAAACCUUUGACCAAGACAAUUAAAAGUAUUUUCAAGGAAUCACUAUAAAUUAUAUUCUCUUGUACUAGUUUGUCUUAUAUAAAAGUCAAAUACACCAGUGAUAGUGCAUUUGAUAAACAACCGACAUGCUCAUAGCCAAGCUAUGAGUCAAACUUUAAGGGAGUGAUCGAUUUCUGUAAAAUAUAUAUUUGGUUAUAAAUUUCUGUGACUUGCAGGAAUAGACCUUGAAAGCGGCGGUCAGUACUUCGUCAUCGUUAGGGCCUUCAACUUUGCCGGUCUCUAUGCUCAAGCUUCCUCUGAUGGAUUCACGGUUGAUUUUACCCCACCCUUAACAGGCAAAGCAAGGAUAGGAACUGGACUCGAGCCAGCCAAAUACCAAUCAGAUUUGACGAAUUUGACUGUCAGGUGCAGUACAAAAUUAGUCUUUGGUUUUCAAAAUCGUCAUUGGCUUGUUUGUGGAUAACACAAUUUUUAUGCACUUCGUAAAUCGAUGAAGUAAGAAAACAUUAAAACUAUUUUGAAAUUUAUAAGCAACCGUUGCAACACAGCACUUACACAACCAUUACGCGAGAAGAGGUAACUCAGAACGCUACAGAUUCCUUAAAAUUCCUUUUCAUCCUGACUUAUCUUCGUUGGCUACCUUAAUUUGAUAAUGCGCUAGUGCGUGAUCAUGGAACUGGGCUGUAACGGAUAUUAUUAGAACAAAUAUUUCCUCCUCGAAACUCAAAUCUUCUGCACUUGUAGUAUGAAGACACUCUUUCUUUUUCUAACUAGAAUUACAAAUUUUUUUGCUCAGGUGGGAUCAAUUUAUUGACCCCGAAAGUAGAAUAUCUCUAUAUAAAGUUUGUGUCACUACUGUCCCUGGGAAUUGUACAGUCACCAACUACAUUGACGUGGGUAUGGAUGUCAGCUUCACUAUUCAUGAGUUAAAUCUACUCCAUGGCGAAUCAUAUUUUGCUAUUGUAAAAGGAACAAACCAUAUCGGAAUGUCCUCGGAGAUGGCAACAAACCAAAUAUUGAUCGAUUCAACACCGCCAGUUUUGAAAUAUCCCGACAACAGUCUGAUCAACACUACUAGAGAAAAUCCUACCGGAAACAUUUCUGUUCAUCAGGGGCUUCAGUUUCCGACCAAAACGACGAUUCAAGGCAGCGAUCACGUGCGUUUCAAGUGCACUGAAGAAUUACUGACUGCUGACUGGGAUGAAUUUGAAGAUCCAGAGAGCCAGUUAGAGCGAUAUGACUGGUGUGUCGGAACAUCUCAAGCACAGUGCGAUGUAUUAACUUUAAGGUCGGUGGAUAAAAGAAGCGAUGGAGCAGAUAUAACAAAUAGAAUAUCUUCAGGGACGCUACUUUUUGCAACAGUAUACGCCAUAAAUGGAGUAGGAUUAAAAGCUCGUUUGGUAUCUGAACACUGCAAGGUCAUAUCCGUUGCACCUAUGGUUGUGGAAGUUAUCGAUAUUCCCGCUUCGAACGGAACUACUCUCACCGACAUUGACUGGAAAUCUAUGGCCCAAAGUUUGUCACUCAGCUGGGAGAUAUUUGGAAGAUAUUUUGAAGAUAUUUCACGUUUUCAUAUUCAGGUAGCUAUCACACAGCCUUCUUCGAACCUGUCUUUGCCACAGAUUGACUCCGCGAAGUCCUGGCGUAGCGAACCGCUAGUACACGAUUUCAUGGACGUAUUGAAAUGGCAACGAAAUGUGACUCUUCAGGGCGUGACUUUAGAGCCAUGGGAACGUUACCGAGAAGUUGUGAGGGUCUGGAACGAAGGAGGUAUUUACAGUGAUUCUGCGAGUGAUGGACUGAGAAUCGAGCCUGCUGCUCCUCCAGAGCGUGGAUUAUUCCUCUCAGAUAAGGCAGCCAAACAAGAGCCCCGACGUUGGCUCCCAGAUCUAAGAUUGCCUACGGUUAACGAGAGUGCAUUAGACUCGGAGAUAAAAUAUAUAUCUUCCCCUGGAGAGGUGGAAUUGAUCGUGAGAAGUGGCUUAAAUGACUCCAGCAAUAGAACAGCUUUCAUUUUGGAUCACAAUCUUUUCAGUCCGACUAAGGAAUUUAAAAUUAUUGUUCAAAGAGUUGCAUCAGACACGAAUGAAACCAACACCACUGAGGAGUUGCGCGUAAUGGAAGUCUUCCCGGGUUUUGCCGAUCCCGAUGGUCCAUGUUGUACCAGGCGCCCACUUGAUCCCCAAUCUCUCUUCAGUGACACUCAUUUUAAAACAACCAUACCCUCUCAUCAUUUUGGUGUUUCUAUCGCUAGGCUACCAAACGAUCAUUUUGCUGUUGGUUCUGCAGAUAAGGCGUUUGUUUUGCCCCUUCGAAACAGGGCUGCCAGCCACAUAACAUUGCCAGAUUACAUUGUUGGUUUUCCGACAACACCCAUCACUGUGGUAUCUCACGGUAAUAGGUCCGCAUUCAUGGCCAAUGGUAAAGCCUAUAUUUUUCAAAGUGAAGUCAAUGACACCGGCGAUCUUGACUUAACUAAGACUGCAAUUUUGGGAAAUUGUAGGACUGUAUCAACCGAUAUGUGUGACGCAAACAACAAGUGGGCCGAUAAUGUGAAACAUGUGAUAGCCAUCAAUCACAAUACAGUCGCUAUGACAGGAAUCAACUCAUCUACGAACACCAGUGUUGUGGCCCUUUUCCAGGAACGGAAUGGUAUGUGGAAGCUUGCAGAAGCUCUGGGAAAAGAAAACAAUCAUACUAACUUCGGACUUUCCUUGUCUUUGAACAAGCGUAUCUUAGCUGUAGCGACAGGAGAAGGGAAGAAUUCUUGCAUCUCAGUGUACUCUGUUGAGAAGUUUACAUUGCUCAUGACAAUUCGCAUUUCUGACCUCGGAAAAAUGACUACUCCUUUUUCACUUUAUCUCACGGAGACUGACGCGCUAAUAAUGGUAUCUGAGGACCGCAAGUCGGUAGAUGUUUUACAGCUCAACAUCACAUCAAGUUCAUACAAAGAUGUAUGCGACUUUCAAAUCACACAAAACGAACAUCUUAGUGGACACCUCGAUGUCGAUGCUCGAGAUGGAGGUUACAUCAUCGCAUUGGGUAUGCAGACAUCAGAUGGCCGAGAGGGUGUGCUACUGUUAGGUUUUCAUGGAAUCUUUACGGACAAUGAACUUAAAAAAUGUGCCAACCUAGGACGUGUGAUCGCACGAGAAAGUGGAUCAAGAGUGGAUGAUGGAAUUCCUCGUACUUCCGUUUCCUUUAUCAAUGAUACAGUUUUGUUUGGUGCCCCAGAUGUUAUCGCAUGGCCAGGACAAGGUGAAAAUUCAGGUACUGGAAGGAUUUAUAUAGCAACUUAUUGUCCUCCUGAUCAUGUUCGGGUCAGGGUAUCUCAGAUAAAGGACAUUGGGUCGGUGCGUUGCGUACCUUGCGAGACUGGACGGAAAUCAUUUGGCGGGUUCGCUGACAUGUGCAUGGAGUGUGAAGGAAUGUCAUGCUUAACACCUCAAAGUGACGAUCCUUUCAGUUUUAAAUCAAAUAUUUGUGACGCAGUUUCUUGUCUCUCUCAAUCGAUUUUGAAUGCAUCAACAAACGGCUUGAACUUCUCCUUCGCGAAAAGAUCAUUUUUCGUCCCUGGCCCGGAGAAUUUGUACACGGUGCAGUUGCUUGAAACAACACGAGCCGAUCUUUCAACAACUUCUCUCUCAGAGUCGUUCGUGAUCGAUCCGACCUCCCCUGAGAUUGGACUUGUCUAUGAUGGACUUGGGAGCGACCCAAACAAGAACUGCUCGGACAACUCGACUUUUGGCGAAGACAGUCAGUGCUCUUCUCGUGACUUUAAGGAAACGGAUGUGGACUACACCAAUAAUACGGGAGAGGUACACGCCAGAUGGCUUGACUUCCUCGACGAAGAAAGCGACAUCGUAGAGUACUUCUGGUGUGUAGGAUCUAGGCCCAUGACAGAUGACAUUUGGCAAUGUGAAAGUACGGGAUUGAGGCCAAACGGAAGUCAUUACGGUCUUAACUUUGGGCAGGGUGACUAUUACUACGUAACAGUUGUAGCCUGCAAUGGAGCUCGCAGAUGUUCUGCCGCUCACAGUGAUGGCGUCACCAUAGAUACCACACCACCUGUGAUGAAUUAUGUCAGGGAUGGAAUUAUGGGGCCUGAUAUGGAUUUUCAGGUAAAAAAGAGGUUGAUGAUAUGUCAUACCAAUUCACCUUGUAACUCAUGUCAAAAUCCGUCUCACACUUUCCGAGUCUUACUCAGCCGAUCGUGCUAAGAGGAUAAAAAAAAUCCAGCUUCAAGUAAAUUUGUGCUUCUUAAGCCAUAUCACAAAAUGCACCUUACUCAAAAUUACUCAAAGUUUAUGAGAAGUUUGACUCUUUAUUUAUUUCAUCGCUUAUUUAGGCCUAUACUCUGAAGUUAAGGCAGCACGAAGAGUUUGGUUUAUUCUCGCUCUAAUUCUUGUCAUACAUGUACGUAAGGACACCUAUGCACGGCUUUCUUGUUUGACUGAGAGCAAUUGUCUGAUUUCUCAAAGAAAACAAUAUUACUGAAAUAAAUAAGAAGUGUAGAUAUUAAGGUGCGCGAAAUCGUAAACUAUUCACUAGCCUAUCGAUUGGUCACAACGCUUGCCACACUUACACCUGUUUCCUUUCCAGGUCUUCGUUGAUAUUAUCUUUGCCUAUUUCUCUGCAAGUGACCUUGAAAGUAAUGUGACAUCAUAUGAGGUUGCUUGGGGAACUGCCCCUGGUUUAACGGAUGUCAAGGAGUUCGAGGAAGUUACGAACACUACCAUAUGGCUAGCUAAUUUCAAAGACGACGCACUUGGCGUAGGCAAUAUAUAUUAUGCCACUGUUCGUGCUACAAAUGGAGCUGGCCUACUGUCGGAAAGGCUGUCGUCCAACGGAAUCGUCGUCGGCAAGUCGGAAUAUACUUUUGAUAACGCAACUAGUGCUGAGUUUUUCUUUGAUACUGUGAAUGUUAAAGAAGAUGGUACUCGCAAGGAUGGAGGAGUUGGAAAGACAUACGGGACAUUGACUGUACCUGAAGGUGCUGUCAAGGAACAGGUGAAGUUGAGAUCGUACAGUUUGGAUGACAAAACAAUGGAUACAAAUAAGACCGACGAGGGUCCCGUCAGCAACCCUACUUACACCAGGCCCAAGGUAUAUUUUGGUUACUUUGUACUGUGGUUUUGUUUGUUCUUCUCUCUUUCUUCCUCAUCUUAGGUUAUUUUCGAUCACAAUAUUUGAUUUAAAUUUGGAAGGACAUAAUGACAUAUUAGUCUGUGCAUUGAUACUUGCAUCAGUUGCCAAUUGCCACAAGAGUGUAAUAGGUGUGUUUCGCAUGAGAGAAAAAAGCUCACUAAUUUUUUUUUAUAAUUGAACAGCAAUUCAUGCUUGGGAAUUACAGUUUCGUCAUCAAGGCGUUAGACCCACAGGACAACACAGUGAAAGAAGGCUUUAAAUUCUCUAAGCCAAUCACAAUUGCCAUGUUCUACGACGUUGAUAACCUGGUGAAAGCCAACAGUAAGCACGUCAACAAUGAAGUCACCAAAGAAGACAUAGACCCUGUGUUGUAUUUGUGGGAUUCGAAAAAUGACAGCUGGUGAGUUAAUCGCUGGAAAGAUUUUAAAAACGAAACAUUAAAAAAAGAAAAUAUACAUGAAAGGACAAUUGCGUUUAGAGAAGAAGUAUUUGUUUACAAAGCUUUUGCGAACACUUUCAGGUUUUGUGUAACUCGGUACUGAGUAAAUGAUGGCUUUAUUGAUUGAUUAAUUAAUCUAUUUAUUGAUUGACUUAUACAUUAAUUGGAUUAAUUUAUCGACAUCAAGGCAAAUCAUUAUCAUCGUCAUCAUUCUUCUCGUUGUUUGCAUAAGAGAAACUUACCCUUGCUGUUUGCCUUUUUGCUUUCAUUUUGAUGCUUAGGUUUGAUGCGGCUCUCACGUGCCCUCAGCCCUGGAGUCACGUGAACAAGUCGAUCAAACUGCUAACAGUGCGAGUCUGUCACCUGACUCAGUUUUCAUUCCUUUGGUCAUUCUACGCUCAAAAUGGUUUGGUGCUACUUGAUAAAAACAAUUCAAGUAAGUGUUUCUGCUAAGCUUCAAGUGUUCCUUCGGAAUACAAGAUAAAGGCAACGAGUCCUAUCGUAGUAAUUUAUUCCUGGUGGACAAAAUUCAUAACUAAUUCAUCAAACAGAUGAUGAUAAUUGAUUAAGGUUGUUAACUUAGAAUACUUUCGAUGAAAAAAACGUUGACACCUACAAACCGUUAGCAAUGAACCAUGAGACCUAACGGUUUUUUGGAUACACAUUUACAUGAUAACCACAACUGGUUGCUCAUGGUCAGUGAUAAUCCAGUGAAUUACCAAAUUUUCCUUCUUAACUACCGCAUAGGAACUGUAUGGCAACCAGAGCGGUCAAAUAUGAUUCAGAACUUGAAAGCUGUACCCAUUUUUGAUUCAUUGACAUCUAUACAUUAAUCUUUAAAAGCUUUAUCUACAUAUAUCUAAGCUUGCAGUUCUUCGAACUAGCUACUAAAUACUUCUGGAUACCUGAAUUUCGGACAGUUAUAAAGCGACAUUUGACUGAAUUACUAACUGGUGAAUUUUAAUAUCACAUUUCUCAUUUUUCUGUCGUUUGCCUUUAUCUCCAAGGCGAAAUGACAAACUGAUAUUUGCAUCUCGUGUCAAAAUAUCCUAUCUCUUCUCCUUCUUAUCCAUAGUGUAUAACGAAGAUGGAGUAGUAAAAGUUACCCGCUCCAGACACGUCAAAAAACUGGAAUUUCCAUUACGAAGAGCGAAAGGUUCCCAGGGCGACAUAACAGUACAAUGGUCUUUGUACCAAAACGAUUCAUCAGACAGUAUGGAGAUCGUGUGGCCGAAAUCUGGAGAAGUGUUUUUUACAGAUGGACAGUGGACUGACUCGUUUAUCAUCAACAUCGACAACGACGAGGAAGAAGGACAGCAGAGCGUAGUCUGGGUCCAACUGGACGAGGCUACAGGUGGUGCCGUUCUUGCAUCACGUGAUCAAACUACAACCAAGAUUUUAAUAACAGGAAAUGAAAAGAAGAGUGGGGCCUGGAGAUGGAUUGUGACUGGGGUCUGUUUGGGGGCGCUUUUGAUUUUUGUUGGUGCUCUUGUGUAUUGGCUACGCAAAAGGAAACAAGAAUCGCAGAGGUAAUAUUAGAUGAGAAAUCUUAAGUACAUAUUUAGAUCAGUGAUAAAUUUCAAAUUUACCUUGUAACCUGCCAUGUGGCAAAAUAUGGUUGCCCGGUAAUUAGCUUGCUGCACUUUAGUUUAAGAGGUCCCGGCUAGAUGAGUACCCGAAAACUUAACAGUAACGUAGUUUAAGUUCCCAACGAAUCACCUUUGAUAUACUGUCGUUCCACUCGAAAAAAGAGGAGUUACUCUAAGUCCUACACAAAUAAUCGAAAUCUAUCCAAGCCUCAGGCAUAAAAGUCAAAAGGCUUCGAAGACUUACGAAGAUGCUAUUAUUUUACUGUUGCAGGAAUGUGAACAGCAGAACUGAGAUUGAGGUUCCGUCCUGUAGUUCAAUGCUUAGAGAACGAGGCUUGGCUGGUGAACAGAUGAAUUCUAGCGAUGUGGAUCCACCGAAACCGGUCCCGAAAACUGUUUCAGUAAUGUAUGGUGGUGAUACUGAGACACAGCCUGUCUCUCCCAAAGAAACACACGGGUGGGGAGAAACUCUUCUUCCUCUUUGUAUAGUGUGUCUUAUGUAGGAUAAUUUUAAUAUACUCUCUCGCGUAAGAGGAAUCAAAACCAAAUUGAACCCUUGAAGUAAUCGAUAUUAAAUUUAGGGUGCGUUCCUUUAGGAGAAUCCGGAUCAGGAUUUCUGAUCUGUGACGUCCCUUUCGAGCAAACCGAUUUUCAGAUCAGUGAUCUAUCAAAUCCACUCUAGACAAGGAUUCGUCGGAUAACUGAUCUGCGUGAUCUAAAGACGGAUCAUUGGAUCACUGAUCCAACGCGUUCCUUUGGGCGAAGGAUCCGAAAUUAAUCAUUUUGCCCAGUGGUGUUCAAUUUCGAGGUACUUCAUAUAUUGACCGGAAAGAUUGUUGGCAAUCGCUCCAAAUUCUGCUAUAAACACGAAAUAAAAUCGAUUUUGUAAUGUUAAAUCGAUCGGCUACUGAUCUCAGGCAUUCAGGGUUCUCAAGUAUCCAUAUCGUAAUCAAUACUUGCUUCUGUUUUAUUAAUUCCUUUGUUUGAGUUUAUCAUGAAAAAAUGUGCAUCUAAUGAUAGUGCUAUAGACGAGCCAUCAAGGGAAGAGCUCAAUAACCCACGUGCAUACACAAGUCUUAAAAUAGCGCACUUUUUGGAAUUCUCUAAGAUCUCGUCUAAACUUCGUCUCCUUUCAUUCAUCGUGAUGUGUGUGAUCUUGGAUCACAAAUCCUAAUCCGGAUCCUCCCAAAGGAACGCACUCUUAGAUGAUUCUUCAUUUUCAUUUACUGCAGGGCCGCGUCUCCUCUGUCGUGCAUCCCGGAGGAACGUCUUGCGUGGCGCCUGGAACAGACUGGUGCCCAGGAAACGAGCAAUCUUAGCACUAGUGGAGAGUCAGUACUGCAUAGAGGAAGCGAUAGCGCGCAGCGAUCAGAUUUUGGAAAGAAGAAAAGGAGGAAACCCAUUUUGACAAGUAAAGUAGUUUUUAUCAAUUUUCCCUUCUGCUGCUUCUCUUGUUUCCUUCCGCAGUCAAAUGCUUUUCAAGCUAAAGUAGAGGUGCGGUUUUAAAACAGCGCAGAGUGUUUUUUAAUGAUAAAACACUUUUCAACUGGGUUGAUUAAGAGUAAAACCAACGAGAUAAUAACGGCCAUUAAGAACAAAAGAGAGCAUAUGGCAAGGAACUAAUGACAAAUCUAAGUAAACACAUAUCAACGGAUUUAACCAGAGAAAUGCGCAGUUCGUUGCGAAGUUAGUACUAGUACUUUGCACCAAUCACAGAGCGUGGCAAAUAAGAGUCAAUUUAACCCAAGAUUUCGUUAACUUGGAAAGAUAUAUAUUUCUUUUCGGAGAGAAGCAAAUCUUUACUACGAUCAGGGUGGGAGGGGAGCUCAAGAGGUUUGGCUUAUUGUUGUGGAAAACUACCCCUUAUCCUACGUUAACGCUUCCCAUGACGUAAUCUUCUAGACCGCCGCAGCAAGAUCUCAAAAGACAAGUACUAUGAUGGCCAUGAACAAGUCCUUACCCCGGUAAGCGGCGAUGAUGAAAUGGAAACCUCUUGCUCGUCCUUUCAAAUGAGCGAAAUGAGACGGAUCAACCCCCUCUAUGAGACAGCCCUGAAUUGCUCUCCAGAUAUCUCCGAUGCUGACUCGCUACGAUGUGAGGAGAAAGACAACUCGAAAUCCGAGGAAAGGAAACAGAUAUAUAGAAGGUAA
Pocillopora meandrina is the source of this 42717-nucleotide messenger RNA. The record is from the annotation of a GenBank genome assembly. Lineage: Eukaryota; Metazoa; Cnidaria; Anthozoa; Scleractinia; Pocilloporidae.